CCGCCCCAAAGGUGAACUGCGACACCACCGCCUAUAUCGCUGAAGCCUGACCAAGGAGCCAGCCAGCACACCUUCUCGCCUUCACUGCACCCCUCAAUACACCUCUCUACACCACUCCACUCUUUUCUGUUUUCCUAUCUAAACACCCAAACACCGCCUCUCAUUCUACCCGCCAUGGCCUCGCGCCGGCUGCGAUCGCGAGCUUCUCUGACUGCAGAGUCCAGCAAUGCCUCUUCCCGCCCACGACGCGGCGUAGCAGCCCCCGCCGCCAGGAUCGAGCGGACUUCCCCCGAAGAAAUUCGUCAGUCCAUCCAUCUCACUGUCAAGGCCCCGCCCAGCAAGCUCAGGCAAGCCACCAGCGGGUCUUCUCGCAACGUCUCCGGCAGCUCGCGAGCAGGCUUUGCGGGCGGUGAGAUUGUCAACGGCCCUCGCGGCACCCGGAACAAGAAGGUCAUACUAGACGAGACAAGCGAGGAGGAAGAUGACGACGAAGAUGAGGAACCUGAAGAGAUGGACGACGACGACGAGGAAGAGGAAGAGGCCGAUGAGGACGACGACGACAUAGAUGCUGAGGGCGAGGAUGAUGUUGAAAUGGAGGACGCCCCUCCCCCACCACCCGUAGCGAAGCCUCGGGGCGUCGCGCGACUCCUCAAGCCAAGCAUCAACGUUACGCCCGCUCCGGACGUCUCCAGCGUAGAAGCCAAGGAAAUGGCAAUGGCUAAUGACGACGACGACGAUGACCUGUCGGAGUUAGAUUCCCAGGAGGAAGACGACGAAGACGAGGGCGGCGACGAAGAUGCUGAAGGCGAGGACGAUGACAUGGAGGAUGUUGAACGAGAUGACGAUCUAGACAGCGACGACGACACUCAUCGCACUAUGAGCCGCAGCCAUACCCCUGAUCUCAGCAAGUUGACAAGACGUCAACGGGCCAUGGCGGAAGAGACCGACUCUGGGCUCAUGUUUCUGUCUAAUGAGGCUCAGAAGAAGAAGCACCUUACUGCCGAAGAACACGCCAUGCGUAGAGCUGAGAUGGCACGCCGCCGAAAGAACCUCAGCGAGAAGCGGAACGAAGAAGAGAAGAUGGAUACCAUCAACCGACUGCUGAAGAAGCAACCACCCAAGCGUCGUGGUCGCGCCGCGGCAGACAACGGAGAAUCCGGCCAGGACGACGAGCCAGAGGUCGAAAAAGCCUCACCACUCUACGUUCGCUACACCCAGACCAUCAAGGGAAGUCAGGUCGCUGUUCCAGAGGAAUGGCUAUCGUCUCCGAUCGGCACCGUAUUCACCGGCGCGGUUCCCGCUCCUAAUCCUCCAAGACCCUUCACUGGGCGUAUGGUGGAGGAAGUGGCUUGAGUUAAUGAGGCUAGCAAGUGUAUGAUACAGUUUUCAAACAUGCAUUGGCAAGGUGUUAGGUGUCUAUCGGUCAUCUUCCACA
Messenger RNA from Mytilinidion resinicola, 1435 nucleotides. RefSeq lists its product as uncharacterized. The transcript has 3 exons. Gene Ontology annotation, cellular component: Ino80 complex. Gene Ontology annotation, biological process: chromatin remodeling. NCBI's taxonomy places the organism in Eukaryota, Fungi, Ascomycota, Dothideomycetes, Mytilinidiales, Mytilinidiaceae. The record is from RefSeq and is a predicted model, not a curated record. The coding region runs from base 175 to 1353 and encodes 392 amino acids.